This is a messenger RNA of Cornus florida, 789 nucleotides long. Its product is annotated as probable histone H2A variant 3. Bases 108 to 512 code for a protein of 134 amino acids. The transcript has 3 exons. The record is from RefSeq and is a predicted model, not a curated record. NCBI's taxonomy places the organism in Eukaryota, Viridiplantae, Streptophyta, Magnoliopsida, Cornales, Cornaceae. Gene Ontology annotation, molecular function: DNA binding; protein heterodimerization activity; structural constituent of chromatin. Gene Ontology annotation, cellular component: nucleosome.
ACGCAAAAUAAAAGUUGAAUCCAAAGCGCCAUUUUGCCUCUAGUCUUUCAUUUACUCCUCUCUGAAAUUUCGUCCCUCUUUGGUCUCCACAGAUCUCAGGUUGAAAGAUGGCGGGCAAGGGAGGGAAAGGGCUUUUGGCCGGAAAAACCACAGCAGCGAGCAAGGAGAAGGACAAGAAGAGGCCGGUUUCCCGAUCAUCUCGUGCUGGUCUUCAGUUUCCGGUGGGGAGGAUUCACCGUCAUCUCAAAUCAAGAACAUCUGCCAAUGGGCGAGUUGGGGCCACGGCUGCUGUUUAUUCGGCUGCAAUUCUUGAAUAUCUGACUGCAGAGGUACUUGAGCUGGCCGGAAAUGCAAGCAAAGAUCUGAAAGUGAAGAGAAUAACCCCGAGGCAUCUGCAGCUGGCCAUUAGAGGAGAUGAGGAGCUUGACACACUCAUCAAAGGAACCAUUGCUGGAGGUGGUGUGAUCCCUCAUAUCCACAAAUCCCUUAUCAACAAAAGCACCAAGGAAUGAGAUAUCUCUUUCUAAUAUCAAAUUUCUGUUAACUGAUGUACAAUAUGUUUCUCCUUGUGACUUUUGGUGUGUUCACUUAGACUUGGUUCUAUGCAUUGUUGGUUUAGAACUAUUAGUAUGAUUGUCUGUCUUUUGAGGUACUUUUAACUAUUAUUUGGUUAGAAACAUGAUUUUAGUUCAUGUUUUUAUUUACUUGGCACAUGUUGUUCCUGUUUAAUUUUUCUACAUCUUCUUUCGAUACUUUAUGUUAUAUCUUAAUGGUUUCAUUGUCUUACAA